Molecule: messenger RNA, 1497 nt
Organism: Seriola dumerili (greater amberjack)
Lineage: Eukaryota; Metazoa; Chordata; Actinopteri; Carangiformes; Carangidae
Gene: cacng2a
Product: voltage-dependent calcium channel gamma-2 subunit
Exons: 4
Coding region: 246-1232 (328 amino acids)
Biological process (GO): postsynaptic neurotransmitter receptor diffusion trapping; regulation of AMPA receptor activity; transmission of nerve impulse
Cellular component (GO): postsynaptic density membrane; AMPA glutamate receptor complex; voltage-gated calcium channel complex
Molecular function (GO): channel regulator activity; voltage-gated calcium channel activity
Source: RefSeq, a predicted model, not a curated record
CAGAGAGGAGAGACAUCACUGCCUCUUCCUCUCUCCCCCCACCAAAAAACCCUCCUUACCAUCCUCAGUUUUUCUCUUGUUUUGGUCCUCACCCAAACGCAACCAUAAGGUUCCUACCGCAUCCUCCGCCUCCUUCUUCCCUCUCCUUCCGCUCGAGUAUAUCCCGUUUUUUCGGUUUGGUUUGGUCCCGAAAAUUUUCAAAUAUUUACUUCCUGUACAUCAAGAGGAAAGGGGGUCCCCCUUUCAUGGAAUGCGGAAACAUGGGUCUGUUCGACCGCGGAGUCCAGAUGCUGCUGACCACGGUGGGAGCCUUCGCGGCCUUCAGCCUCAUGACCAUCGCGGUCGGCACGGACUACUGGCUGUACUCGCGCGGCGUCUGCAAGACCAAGUCCAUGAGCGAGAACGAGACCAGCAAGAAGAACGAGGAGGUGAUGACCCACUCGGGCCUGUGGAGGACAUGCUGCUUGGAAGGAAACUUCAAAGGGAUGUGUAAACAGAUAGACCACUUUCCUGAGGAAACAGAUUAUGAAGCGGACCCAUCUGAGUACUUCUUACGUGCGGUGCGAGCCUCGAGCAUCUUCCCCAUCCUCAGCGUCAUCCUGCUCUUCAUGGGAGGCCUGUGUAUAGCUGCCAGUGAGUUCUACAAGUCACGCCACAACAUCAUCCUCAGCGCAGGGAUCUUCUUUGUGUCUGCAGGCCUGAGCAACAUCAUCGGGAUCAUCGUGUACAUAUCAGCCAACGCAGGGGACCCUUCAAAAAGCGACUCGAAGAAGAACAGCUACUCGUACGGCUGGUCCUUCUACUUCGGUGCCCUCUCCUUCAUCAUGGCUGAGAUGGUGGGCGUCUUGGCCGUGCACAUGUUCAUCGACCGUCAUCGACAGCUCCGAAUAGGGGCGCGCGCAGCCGACUACCUCCAAGGCUCGGCCAUAACGCGGAUCCCCAGCUACCGCUACCGCUACAGACGCCGCUCGCGCUCCUCCUCCCGCUCCACAGACCCAUCACACUCCCGUGACGCCUCGCCGGUGGGCCUCAAGGGCUUCAGCGCGCUGCCAUCCACAGAGAUCUCCAUGUACACGCUGCCCCGGGACACCCUCAAGUCCUCCGGCACGCCCACCGCCACCUACAACUCUGAGAGGGACCACAACUUCCUGCAAGUCCACAACUGCAUCCAGAAGGACCUGAAAGACUCGAGCCACACCAACACAGCGAACCGCCGCACCACGCCGGUAUGAGGGAGUCGACACAGGCCAGGCUGGUCCGGUGGAGAGCGGAGACCAGGAGACACGGGAACCCCUGUGGGUGCGGUACGCCCCUGGUGAAGAUGGAUUUCCAUGUUUAUAGACAUUUGUUCUUUUUGUUCAGCUGCAUGACUUUUCCAUUACCAUUGUUGAGAGAGUUUCAACAAGUCUGCUGUGUUCCUGGAUUGAAUGGCAGAAGAGUGAGAAUGGGUCAGGUUGUACCGAGAGAGUGAGGUCUGUCAUUACGAGGUUUGUGAGG